Habropoda laboriosa is the source of this 1140-nucleotide messenger RNA. It is a transcript of the gene yellow-g, whose product is annotated as major royal jelly protein 1-like. Bases 1 to 1140 code for a protein of 379 amino acids. The transcript has 3 exons. NCBI's taxonomy places the organism in Eukaryota, Metazoa, Arthropoda, Insecta, Hymenoptera, Apidae. The record is from RefSeq and is a predicted model, not a curated record. Gene Ontology annotation, cellular component: extracellular region.
AUGAAGAGACAUCUAAGCACCGUUCUCUGUCUAAUAUCUCUAGCAAGGAAUCUACCACUAGUUUACGGCAAUCCAGUGCUACCGCAACCACUGGUUCUCUCAGGACUCAGUCUAAACUGGCCCUGUCAAAGCACGAAAAACAUCUACGAGACCAGCGGACGUUACAUCUCCAGAAACGUGAUCGCAACCAGGGCUCAGAUAUACAAAGACGAAGCGAUUUUAGCUCUACCACGUUACAAACCAGGUGUACCCUUCACAUUGGGCGUUGUCUCCCUGAAAUCACAAAGCUGCGAGCCAAAGAUAACUCCUUUCCCCUGUUGGGCUAUCCAAGAAGAAGGAAACUGUCAAGCUCUACAAAGCGCUGUCGAUAUCACGUUGGAUAUGCAAGGAAUCCUCUGGGUCCUCGACGUUGGUAUCGUCAACACUCUGGAGCAACCUGUGCGCAGGUGUCCUCCUAAGGUCGUUGGAAUAAACGUUAAGGAUGGAAAGGUUGUAAAAGUGAUCGAUUUGAGUACCCUAGUAGACAUUUCCUCCCGUCUGCAAUACAUGGCCGUGGACUACACGCAAGAUGGCCAGGUUUACGUGUACAUCUCCGACGCUGGUACCGGUGCUAUAAUCGUCUACAACGCUACAACUGAUCGUGGAUAUCGCGUGGUCCUGCCACCAGCAGUGACUUCAGGUUUGAACAAACCUGACGCGUUGUACAUUGCUCUGGUGAGAAGACAGAGCUGUGGUACUCCAGUUCUAUACUUCACUUACCUAAACUCGAACAGAAUGUUCGCCAUUAAAGCUGCGAACCUGAGAUCCGGAAACGCGAACGGUUCCAUAGUGGACAUUGGUGGAAAGAGGAACAAGAUUGUGAUACUUGGAACCGACAACGGUUCCGCCAUCUUCUUCAGAAUUAAGGGAGACUCGAAUAUCUAUAUGUGGAACACCGACACUCCCUUCGUCAAGGAUAACUUCCUGUUAGUGGAGAAGGCUGGAGAAUGCCGGCUACCAACUGCAGUUAUUCCUGGAUACAAGGGACUGAUGUGGGUGAUCGAGAGUAACUUCCAAGAUUAUAUCGAGAACUCUGUCAGCUGUUCUGGAGCUUCAGUCGCUCUCCAUCCUCUCUUGAACUCUUGCGAGGAUUCGUAUUAG